UUUUGAGUCCUGUCGGCUACCGUAAUGUUUGUAGGAGCCUGCUUAGAUUAGCUUGCAUCUCUUGUACCGAGCAUGGUGCCGACUAUGGUUUCAGUAUCGAGCUAGGAGCCACCAACCGAAGAUAUUUGUGCUAUUUAAGGUGUGUUUGUUCAUCUUACUGGGGAGGAAACUAAAAGUGAUUCUCCGUUCAACCUAAGAAAGCCAUAUAUUCGUUUGGAGGAGAAAGCGUUUCGCCUUAUGAACGGCGAAUCAGAUAAGCUCUGCUAAUUAGCUAGCCGUUCUUGGUUUCUUCGGCGUCUCUCGGGAUGUCGUCCAGGAAAACUUUGAAACUUCUAUGCGGGUUGGCUGGAGGCUCAGCCGCUCUUGUGUUCGCUGUUGCCGCCGCUGACUCCCGGGGAUACUUCGGUGAGCUUCAGGGUGAUGUGACCGGUCGCUGGUCGAAGUUCACCGUCCUCAGGGCAGCUCAGCCGGCGUGGACACCUGCCAGCCACACACCAGCCCCGACCGGACACUCCUGGGACUUCAACUGGGAUAAGAGGGACCCGUCUGCUCUGACUAAUGGGAAGAAGAAGGAGAACGCAGCUGAGGACCCCAGCUCUGAGCAGGACAAUGGCAAACCUAAAGCCACACGAAACAUCCUCCUCAUCAGACACUCCCAGUACAACCUGAGCGGGAACAGCGACAAGGAGAGGAUCCUCACCCCAUUAGGUCGUGAGCAGGCUGAGUUAACAGGGAAGCGGUUGGCGGCGUUGGGACUGAAGUAUGAUGUUCUGAUCCACUCAAGCAUGGCCCGGGCCACAGAGACGGCAAACAUCAUCAGCAAACACCUGUCAGGUCUAGGAGUGGAGCUGCUGAGCUGUGAUUUACUGAGAGAGGGUGCACCCAUCGAGCCGGUUCCUCCCGUCACUCACUGGAAGCCUGAUGCUGUGCAGUACCAUGAAGAUGGAGCUCGCAUUGAGGCAGCCUUCCGCCGCUACAUCCACCGCGCUGACCCCAAGCAGAAGGAGGACAGCUACGAGAUCAUCGUGUGUCACGCCAAUGUCAUCCGCUAUUUUGUCUGCAGGGCUCUGCAGUUUCCUCCAGAGGGCUGGCUACGUAUUGGCUUGAACAACGGCAGCAUCACAUGGCUCACUAUCCGUCCCAGUGGCCGUGUGGCCCUCAGAAGUCUGGGAGAUGCAGGAUUCAUGCCCCCUGAUAAACUUACAAGGACCUGAUGGCCAAACGCGCUGCAAAUUUUUGGGACUCAGACAGUCCAACGUCCAGUCAGUCGGUCGCAGGGUCAAUGCAGACUUCUCCUUAAGUGUCUUGAAAAUUACUUGUGGUGUUAUUUUGUAAUCAAACUACCAUCAUUUAAUGAGAGACUGUGGCUGAGAUUACUUCCGUGCCAUAGAACGCCAGCAGAAGUAAUCAACAGCUGCAUAGUAAGUCCUUCUGAAUGUAACUGAGGAUUUUUACAAAUGACUGAUUUUUAAACCAAAACAAUUUGUAUUUGUAUCGCUGUUGUAAAUGCAAAUCGUGCUUCAACUUGACGUGUCACUUUAGGACACUGAAGUGAAGACUUUGUGUUGUAUGGUGCAGCUGUAGUAAAUAAAAUUGUAAAUCCCUCGGC
Molecule: messenger RNA, 1609 nt
Organism: Notolabrus celidotus (New Zealand spotty)
Lineage: Eukaryota; Metazoa; Chordata; Actinopteri; Labriformes; Labridae
Gene: pgam5
Product: PGAM family member 5, serine/threonine protein phosphatase, mitochondrial
Exons: 6
Coding region: 306-1214 (302 amino acids)
Biological process (GO): positive regulation of mitochondrial fission
Cellular component (GO): mitochondrion
Source: RefSeq, a predicted model, not a curated record